CCCACCGUUCUUCUCAUUUCGAUACAAUUCCAUUUUCUUCUUCUUCCACACGACUCAAUUUCCUCUUUUAAAUUCUAAAAUUGACAGAAAAAAGAGUUACAAUAAUAUUCCUCUAUAAGAAGAGAAUCCAGAAAACCCUUUCGUCGUUCCUUUCAGUUGACUGGUAGAAAGGUGUUUGGACUUUGGGAGGUUGAGGAUGGCAUCUGUUUCUGGGUCUAAAGGUGGGGUGGUUGAUGAAACAUCUCCCGACUUGUUGAAGAACACGCCGUCAAAUAUUAGAAGGUUAGCAGAUGAAAUUGAGCACUUAGAGGGUAGGCAAAAGUACCUUGCUCAGACUACAAGUCCCUCAGAUGGUGGUGAUGUUCGUUGGUAUUUCUGCAAGUUGCCUUUGGCUGUAAAUCAGCCAGCUGCAGCAGUCCCCCAGGCAGAGAUAGUGGGGAAGGGUGAUUACUUCAGAUUUGGCAUGAGAGAUUCUCUUGCAAUUGAAGCUUCAUUCUUGCAGAGGGAGGAUGAGCUGCUUUCUUGUUGGUGGAAAGAGUAUGCAGAGUGCAGUGAGGGCCCAAAGGGGGCACCAGAUUUACUUAGUCCUGCAUCAGAAAAAUCAUCUUCCGAGAGCUCUCAAUUGGGUGAAGAGUAUUCAGUUGAAGAAGAAAGAGUUGGGGUCCCCGUUAAGGGUGGCCUCUAUGAGGUAUCCUUUGUCCAUACCUUCUCUCUCUCUGUGUGUGUGUGUGCACGAACAAUUGUUAUCGUUUAUUAGUCCAUCAAGGGAAAGUACAUUUUGGACUGGCAUAAUGACUUGUGAAAGAAAAAAAAAGAACCUGUUGCAGUAAAGAAUAUAGACCUACUAAGAGGAGAGAGAUAAGAUAGAAGUUAUACAGGUGUUUGCCAAUGGCAAAGAUCUUAGAGUAGAACAUGAUAUAUGUAAAUUUUGCAUGAAAUUAGCAU
Molecule: messenger RNA, 945 nt
Organism: Nicotiana tabacum (common tobacco)
Lineage: Eukaryota; Viridiplantae; Streptophyta; Magnoliopsida; Solanales; Solanaceae
Source: RefSeq, a predicted model, not a curated record